Microsporum canis CBS 113480 is the source of this 891-nucleotide messenger RNA. RefSeq lists its product as hypothetical. The transcript has a single exon. Bases 1 to 891 code for a protein of 296 amino acids. The record is from RefSeq and is a predicted model, not a curated record. NCBI's taxonomy places the organism in Eukaryota, Fungi, Ascomycota, Eurotiomycetes, Onygenales, Arthrodermataceae.
AUGUCUGCCGCUGUGUCCUCCUCGCUGGGCCGCGCCUUCACCAAGCGGCAAAAGCGGCCGGAGGUGUCCGCCCCCAUGCCCUUUCGCGAGGGACAGCCCCGUUUCGCAGCCGGGACCAUCAAGCGAUCCAAAAUAUCAGCACCAAUAGAGCUGCUUUCCACCACAAACCUGCUCGCAUAUACUGCUCCGGACAUACAAAAACACGGUCAUAAUAACGGCCAUGGACUCAGUCACAAGAACCCACCCAUCAUCUCGCGACCCAUCAUCAAGACACUCCAACACUCGACAUCAUCAUCAUCCUCCUUCCGAUCAGCAGACGAAUCGGAUGCCAGCAACUCUCUACACACACCCAGCACCACUGUCACCGCUCCUUCCCUCCCAGGUUCGACAGACGCAUCACCCAUCCUAAAGGACAACAACUACCCAAACCCCCUGGCCUGCUACUUUGACCAGCAACAUGACACCCCACCACCCAAGGAACCGUCGCCCCCUUCCAUCCCUACCCGAGCCCUCAGCCAUACAAAGAAAUCACACCAGGAACUCUCCCGCCAGCGAUCAAGCGCAUCCACUUCAUCCUCACUACUAAGGACUGCCGCCAACUCUACUUCGCCUGCUGCCACCUCGCUCUCAUCCGCACAUGCGACACACUCGGCCGCUGCCUCUCGCCCCCAUGCACAGGAUGUACACGCCCACCCAUUCGGCAAGGAGCUGGAACAGGUUAACGAGGUGGCAGAAGAGUUCUCUGCCGGCCAUCUCUUUAGAGACGAGGACGAAAAGAUACUCACUGCAAAGGGGCUGGUCAGAGUAGAUGUGGUAGAGUACCUCGAGGAGGUCAAGGAGGUGUAUGCCUGGGUGUUUGGUGGUGAAGUUUCCAGGAGAGACUGGAUCUGA